Molecule: messenger RNA, 4199 nt
Organism: Pimephales promelas (fathead minnow)
Lineage: Eukaryota; Metazoa; Chordata; Actinopteri; Cypriniformes; Leuciscidae
Gene: tnfaip3
Product: tumor necrosis factor, alpha-induced protein 3
Biological process (GO): cell migration; protein K29-linked deubiquitination; positive regulation of Wnt signaling pathway
Cellular component (GO): cytoplasm; nucleus
Molecular function (GO): zinc ion binding; DNA binding; K63-linked polyubiquitin modification-dependent protein binding
Source: RefSeq, a predicted model, not a curated record
CGAAGAGAAAACGCUUAUAAUGGGUUGUGAAAGUGGAAAGUACCUUAUGGAAAUCCCCUGGCUUUUAUGUACUGGUAUCAAUCGGGCUGUCUGAACUAGAGCGUAUACUUUGCCGUGUUUUGGACGCGUCUCAAGCGAGCUGUGAAAUCCAGUGGAUCUCUUAAAGCGCCAUGGACGAUUAAAGUGGACUGAGUGAAGUAGCAGCAGAGCCAGAGCAUCUUAUGGGCUUUGUUGGUGGAUACCGACAUAUAGAACAGUGAUAGAUUGGUUCCCCACUCCAGAUCACCAUGUCCCAGGGCCAGAACUUCCUGCCCAAGUUCCUGUUCGUGAGUAACCUCCUGAAGGCCGUGAAAAUCAGAGAGCGGGUUCCCAAUGACGUGGUCAAGGCUUCGUCCAGCGGCGGCCUGAUCCAUCACCUGCGCAGCAUGCAUCGCUACACCCUGGAGAUGAUCCGCAUGAGCCAGUUCCCGCAGGCCUUCCGCGAGGUCAUCCAGGCGGCCAUCUUGGACAGGGCCAUGCAGAGCUCGCUGGAGCAGGAGAAGAGGUUGAACUGGUGCCGUGAGGUCAAGAAGCUGGUGCCGCUGAGAACCAACGGUGAUGGGAACUGCCUGCUUCACGCAGCCUCUCAGUAUCUACUAGGGGUUCAGGACACAGACCUGGUGCUCAGAAAGGCUCUUUACGCAGUACUGAAGGAAACAGACACUAGUAACUUUAGGACACGCUUUCAGACAGAGCUUCUGCACUCGCAGGAGUUCACCCAGACCGGUCUGAGAUACAGCACUUUGAACUGGGAGGAGGAAUGGGUUAAGAUUGUAGAAAUGGCUUCUCCAGUGUCCAGCAGUAAUGGCCUACAGUUUGACUCUUUAGAGGAUAUUCACAUAUUUGUGCUUUCAAAUAUUCUACGGAGGCCGAUUAUUGUUAUUGCAGACCAAGUACUUAGAAGUAUGAAGUCUGGUUCCUCGUUUUCACCCCUCAAUGUGGGGGGCAUAUACCUGCCUUUGCACUGGCCUCCCGGAGAAUGCUACAAAUAUCCCAUAGUGCUUGGAUAUGACUCCCAGCACUUUGCACCCCUGAUCACAAUCAAAGAUAGCGGCCCAGAGAUCCGCGCGGUGCCGCUGAUAAACCCGGGACGGGGAGGGUUUGAGGAGCUUCGAUUGCACUUCCUGACAGAAAAGGAGCAGCAACAGAAGGAGAAGCUGCUAAAAGACUACCUAAUGCUUAUAGAAAUCCCUGUCAUUGGCCUGGGCUACGAUCCCACACAGAUUAUCACUGCGGCCAGACUUGAUGAAGGCAACCUACCCGAGGAUAUGAACCUGAUGGAGGACUACCUACAACUGGUAAACCAUGAAUAUAAGCGCUGGCAAGAGGAUAAGGAGUCAUCGUGGGCCCCCCAUGUGUCCCAGCGUCCCCCUCCCUUCUCGGUCUCCCAACUCUCUCUCAUCGAGAUCCGCUGCGCCACACCCCGAUGCACCUUCUACGUCUCGGUGGACACACAACCCCACUGUCACGAGUGCUUCGAAAAGCGGCAGGCGGGUCGGAAACCAGAGGCCAUUUCCAGCUCGAAUCACUCGUCGUCCUCGGACCCGGAGAGCCGAGCGAGACUGGAGCGCUCCGUCCUCCCCAGCCCUCGUUCGGCUCCCCCUACGGCCCCGAGUCUAAGCCUUUACAGUGAGACUCACGCCAUGAAGUGCAAGACACCCGGAUGCUUGUUCACACUCAGUGUGGAGCACGACGGGUUGUGUGAACGCUGCUUUACGGCGAGGCAAAACCGGUCCGCUGCCAACAGGCCGUCUCACGGGUGGUGCCACGGUCAGUGGAACCGGGAACGAGAGAAGGAAACGGAGAGGGAAAGGGAACGAGAAAGGGACACCGAGAGAUGCGUUCUGUGUCGACAGGAGGUUUUUAGGAUAUUCAAUGGUCUUUGCCCGCCCUGCAUGCAGAGGACUGCCGUUUCCGAGAGGGGAGACGCCCAGCAAGAGGAGCCUUCGACUGAAGCCUCGGUGUGGGCAACGCAUCGGGAGACCGAACGCACGGGCACCACCGGACACACCUGGAAAACGCCUGCCGCCCGACCCUGUAAACGCCCCGGAUGCCAGUUCUUCGGGACGGCAGAGAAGCUGGGAUUCUGCACUAUAUGUUAUCUAGACUACCAGACCAAUCACCAGGCCACCCCUGCUAUUGUCCAGCCCAGGCACACGUCCGAGGCGGGUUUCCAGAACUGUCCGCGGUGCCGAGGUCAGGGAUGCGGUGCCGAGGGAAAGGCCAUGCUGGAGGGUUACUGCAACAAGUGCUUCGUGAAGGAGCAAAGCGCUAGACUCAACCAAGCUGCUAGCAGGGGCUCCAACUCCCCGCCUCUUGUCACGCGGGCCUCGAAACCACGUCCACCGCCAGUGCUGACCAGUGCUCACCAGGCUCAGUGUCGGCGUAGCGGUUGCAAGAACCUGUCCCCUGGUUGCACGGACCUGUGCCCGGACUGCAUCAGCCGAGGCCAGCGAGAGGGUCGGCGCGCCCAGGCGCCCAAAGAGAAAAGCAAACAGCGCUGCAAGACGCAGGGCUGCGAUCACUACGCCAAUCAAGAGAAGCAAGGCUACUGUAACGAAUGUGACCACUUCAAGCAGAUUUACCGAGGCUGACCGAACAGUUCAGUGUCCAAAAGGGCCUAUUUCAUCGUGGCGAACACUCUUACACAAGGAACUUUGCGCCCAAAAUCCUCCACCUGUCUUGGGCAGGGCCUAAAAAGCCCGGUGGUGCUGUAGAAUUGGUGAUUACCUCUGGAAUGAAGUUUUGGUCAUUUGUAUCACGUGUGUGUGUGUGUGUGUGUGUGUGUAUAGGACUUACGUGAGAUGCUAGCAUAAAGAAACUUACGAUACACAGGGACGUCUAGUCGCGCACCUGUGGCGUCUGCUGUUUAUAUUGAACAGGGUAAUUAAUCGCAAACUUUCUUGAAAAAUUGACGUGAGCAUGUAUAAGAAUCAACAAAUUUGACCAAAGUUAAUUUACUGAAAGUGUCUAAGCCAAUGUGCAUCGCCACUGUGGACUGCAGAAAGGCCUUUUGAGACGUACAACAGGGUAUGCGGAGACCACCGAAGGACAGCAUUUGAUAGUUUAUUCAUAAAAUGUAGGUUAAGUGCCAAUGAGAGCUCGCUAAGCAGAGCUCGAAUUUCAUUUCCUGCUGCACCAUGUGAUGUCUGCAAGCAGAACGAAUCUGUUGCCUUUGAGAAUGUUUUAGUUUACCAUUGAUCACUUUUUCGCAAGUCCUUCUUGCUCUUGAAACUAUUGUUCACUUUCGCUUGCCUUGCUAAACUUCAUAUGACUUGGUCUGUUCUAUUGAAUGGAUAUGUUCAUUUUUCUGUGGCUGAAAAAUUCCUUAAGUGCAAUGAAACCCAGAUACUUGACACCUCCCCGAUGAAUAGAGCUGAUGAAAUGACAUUAUUAAGCUGAAGGGAAUUGGCGUGCCAAAAACUGUUUCGCGAGCUAGACGAAAAACGUAUCGGUCCAAACGUAAGCGAACCCAGGUGGGAAACGCCCCGCUCCUAGAUCUGUGAACUCCCCGUUUCUUGCUGUUCUUGCCCAGCCACAUUCUUUCGGUUGCACUACUCUCCUUUAAACACACAAUGCCUCAGUCUAUCCUUUGCAUAUGUUUAGUAUGCACAAACUGACAUGCUCUAUUUGAAUAUUUGCGAAAUAUCUGCAAAGACGUGAAGAGAAAAGAUAGAGUUAGCUUCUGUGGCAUCAUUUAUAAAGAAAUAACUGUCUGUGUUCAACAUUCCCAUCUUUAAAGUCCAGUAUUGUGCAACCACAUUUAGCUUUGUCUACUUGAGAAUUAGUUGAAUGUGGGCCUAUACAGAAAUGUGCUUUGGAUAAAUGAUACACAGAACAAUUUGCAGUCGAAUCAUAAAUUUAAGAGUGUCUACUCUUCAACUACUGGAUCUGUUCAGUCAGUUCAGAUCAUCACAAACUUGCACACAAUACUUAAUAAGCUGCUCUGGAAUUAGGAACGGUACUCCUGACUUACUAGUGACAUUCCAGUUAUAGACCUAGAGGAAUAUAGAUGACAAGAUAGAAAUUUUUUGUGCAACCUUUCAUAGAGUAUUGUAUGAAAAGCCUUGUUUUUUGGUUUGUUUUGGUAUUUAUUCACAGCAAAUAUUAUCUGUAAUGUGUUUCAAGAAUUAUUUAUAUGUGGUCCUGGAAUAAAUUAU